Molecule: messenger RNA, 773 nt
Organism: Neltuma alba
Lineage: Eukaryota; Viridiplantae; Streptophyta; Magnoliopsida; Fabales; Fabaceae
Product: prosaposin-like
Biological process (GO): sphingolipid metabolic process
Cellular component (GO): lysosome
Source: RefSeq, a predicted model, not a curated record
AACAAACCAGGAAACAGAUGUGUGUACACUUUGUGAGGAAUAUAGUGCCAAGGCACUUGAAUACCUAAAAGAAAAAACCCAGGGAGAGAUCAUGGAUUACCUUCACAAUACUUGCCACCAGCUGCAGUCCUUUGAACAGCAGUGCACCUCUUUGGUCGACUACUAUGCUCCCCUAUUCUUCUUAGAGCUGGAAUCAAUUCAGCCUGAAGAAUUCUGCGAAAAGGUCAAUCUCUGUGAGAAAAUUGCAAUUAUUUCUUCAAAAGUGCAACAAGAUAGCUGUGGAUUCUGCAAAGAAGCGGUAUCAGAAUUUAAUGGAAGUUUGGAGGAUCCUGACACUCAGCUGGAGAUAAUUGAGGCAUUUCUGAAGGUGUGCAAUUCCAUGGAGAAGUAUUCCAGGAAGUGCAAGAAGCUGGUAUUUGAGUAUGGACCAGUGAUCCUAAUGAAUGCAGAGAAGUUUCUGGAGACAAAAGAUAUAUGCACUGUGAUUCAUGCAUGCAAGGCAGCCACAGAGGAAAUCCCCUUGCUUUCCGACUCUUAAUUGCUUGAAGAUGAUCACACCACCUUCUAGCUCUGUAUUAUUUACAAACAAUCACUUGGUUGCUAUUUGAUUUUGCUGUUUCACUACUACUGCACCUGCUUCAAAUAUUCAAAAGCCUGUAUUUAUAUGUGCUUUAGGAGUCUGAUAUCUGCUAUAUACUCUUAAUAAUCGCUAUUGUCCAUAAAUGUUUUUUUUUUUAAUAUAAAUAUAGAUAUAGAUGUUUCUUUUCCUUGGA